UGUCCUGCCCCCAAGAACAUACCCCUCACAAAGGACCUCCUGCGCCCAUCCCCAGAAGAGGAGAAGAGGAAGCACAAGAAGUGCCUGGUCCAGAGCCCCAACUCCUCCUUCAUGGACAUGAAGUACUCAGCGUGGGACAAAAUCACCACUGUCUUCAGCCACGCACAAACAGUGGUUUUGUGUGUGGGCUGCUCCACCGUCCCGUGCCAACUGAAAGGAGGAAAAGCAAGGCUUACACAAGGAUGCUCCUUCAGACAGGAGCAGCAGUAAAAGUAACCUAAAUCAACAUGAGUGGGAA
This is a messenger RNA of Panthera uncia (snow leopard), 298 nucleotides long. RefSeq names its product 40S ribosomal protein S27-like. The transcript has a single exon. Gene Ontology annotation, molecular function: RNA binding; structural constituent of ribosome. The record is from RefSeq and is a predicted model, not a curated record. Lineage: Eukaryota; Metazoa; Chordata; Mammalia; Carnivora; Felidae. The annotation marks the transcript as partial. Gene Ontology annotation, cellular component: ribosome; cytosolic small ribosomal subunit. Gene Ontology annotation, biological process: ribosomal small subunit assembly; translation.